Messenger RNA from Pyrgilauda ruficollis (rufous-necked snowfinch), 4999 nucleotides. RefSeq names its product CD44 molecule (Indian blood group) (gene CD44). Gene Ontology annotation, biological process: cell adhesion; inflammatory response; positive regulation of ERK1 and ERK2 cascade. Gene Ontology annotation, cellular component: basolateral plasma membrane; plasma membrane; macrophage migration inhibitory factor receptor complex. The record is from RefSeq and is a predicted model, not a curated record. The transcript has 12 exons. Bases 79 to 1836 code for a protein of 585 amino acids. Gene Ontology annotation, molecular function: cytokine receptor activity; hyaluronic acid binding. NCBI's taxonomy places the organism in Eukaryota, Metazoa, Chordata, Aves, Passeriformes, Passeridae.
UUAACAAGCGUCGGGGCUUUUCUUCUUUCUGCAGCUUGCAAGGAUCUUUGGAUUUUGCAAAACAGUUCCAAGAAAACAAUGGCCAACUUCUCCUUAUGGACAGUUUUUGGAUUAUGUUUGCUGAAGCUCUGUCUAGCAGAAACAGAAUUCAAUGUAAGUUGCAGAUAUGGAGGAGUUUUUCACGUUGAAAAAAAUGGUCGCUACAGUCUCACACGAUCUGAAGCAGUUGAACUCUGCAGAGCUCUCAACAGCACCUUGGCAACACUAGAGCAGCUGAAGAAAGCUCAUGAGCUUGGAUUUGAAACUUGCAGGUAUGGUUUCGUGGUGGGGCAUAUUGUUAUCCCCCGGAUCAAUCCAUAUCAUCUUUGUGCAGCAAAUAACACUGGCAUUUACAAACUCUCAGCAAACACAACUGCCCGGUAUGAUGCAUACUGUUACAAUGCGACAGAAACAGAGGAAAAAACAUGUGAGCCAGUUGUAAAAAUAGAUACUUCCUUACUCAGUAAUCAGGAUGAAACAGUCAUUGACAACGCAGACGGCUCCCGUUACAACGCGGACGGCACACGUCACACCGGUGGAGAGUCCUCCACCUCUGGGGUGGAUGAUGAAAAUGCAGGCAGUGGAUCAACUCAUGAGACAACUCCCAUGGAUGCCUCCAUCAGCAGGUCCAGCCCCUUGUAUUAUGGAAGUCCUACUCCAGUCUCACAGCUGCCAGAUCAUUCUUCUGGAGGAGGUGAAAAAGGAAUUCCUGGAAAAGACUAUGAUGAUGAAUUUACAUCUGUAUCACCUGACAUCUCUUUCGCGACGGUGGCUGGUGAUUUCCAUGAAGAAGAUGACGGACAGUAUCCUGCAAGUACUACUAUGGUCCCCAGCCGUGGGGCCAAACAGAACGACUCAGCGCAAGACCCAGUGGUGUAUCCAGGCUGGGAUGAGGGAGAGGAUUAUGCCACACAGCCUGCUGUAAUGGAUAGAGUUAUUCCUUCCAGAGAGAGCAAUCAUGAAAGAGAGUCUUCCACUACAGCAGCUGUUGCCUCUCCUGAUGGUGCCCACCACAAAGAGCCAACUCAAGCACUUCUGCCUUGGGAUUAUGAAGCAGAAGUGAGCACUGAAGGCAUCACGAAUCCCACGGAUGCCCCUGGGGAUGAAGUUCUCCACAGGACCACAGGCACUAUGAUCAAAGCUGUCACAGCCUCCACUGACAUUCUGGCACCAGAAGAUAUAACCCAGGAAGUAUGGGCACCUCACCUUGUGGUAACAGCUGCUUCCUCUCCUGGUGGUGCCCACCACAAAGAGCCAACUCAAACACCUCUGCCUUCGGAUGAUGAGCCAGUUCAGGGCACUGAGGGCAUCACAAAUCCCACGGAUAUGCACAGAGAUGAAGUCCUCCACAGGACCACAGCCAGUGUGACCAAAGCUGGCUCUACCUCUAGUGUAUAUGGUAACCAAGGACCACACAAGGAACAUUUUGAAUCCACGACUUCCCCUGGAGAGACCGCCACAACAAAAAUAGAUUCACAACCAAGGUCGGCCCGUGUACCAGACUGGCUGAUCAUCGUGGCUGCUCUCGUGGUGCUUGCAUUGAUCCUGGCAGUGUGCAUUGCUGUCAACAGUCGCAGGAGAUGUGGGCAGAAGAAAAAGCUAGUGAUUAACAAUGGCAAAGGGGCAGUGGAGGACAGGAAGACAAGUGAAUUAAAUGGAGAUAUCAGCAAAUCACAAGAAAUGGUGCACUUGGUUCAUAAAGAACAGUCAAAUGACCGAACACAAGCAUGUGAUGAAUUCCUGACUGUGAAUGAAACACAAAAUCAUCACGAGUUUGACAUGAAGACUGGAGUGUAAUGGUACCACACUGCCAAGCAGAUCAGGGCUGGGGAAACCAAAAUCAUGUGGAACUUGAACAGGAAUUCACAGAUGCACUGUGCUACUGAUGUCUUUUGAACAUAAGCAUGAGUUCUGUUUCCUUAUAAUCACUUUGCAAUGACGCCUGAGUUUAAAAAUUGACAUGUGCUUUCUGAAAUACACCCCCAAGAGUUGCGUAAUGCUUUCAGUUCCCAGUCCCUUCACAGAGGACUCUCACUGUGUCCUGGAUGUUAGGAGGCGUACAAGUUUGCAUCAUUAUUCCCCAGAUGGAAGGUCUUCACUGUGUGAAGCUAAAGAAGUAUCCAGUCACUCCAUCUUACAGAUAUUUAAAGUAUUAAACAUGCCAUGGUACAGAAAUAAGUGAGGACAAAUGUCAAGAGUAAAAAAAUCAAGUUUAAACCCAAAAGGCAUCUUCUACAAUGUCUGCAACAGCAGAAUCCUUCAGAAAUGCCUUCCAGCCAGGAAUAGCAGUGGGUACAUUCAGAAUCUGCCAGUAUAAACAAAAAGUGACAUUUUGUAAUUAUGUGUGGCUUGGUCUGCAACAAGGGAAGCCCAGAAGGACAAAAUUUAUUUAUCUCUAUUUUUAAAUAUCUAUGGACAUACAGCAAGUCUUCUCGGGAGGGGUAAUAAAGGCAUGAAAACAUGAGCUGAAACAUAAUAAACUUCUAUUCUUUAUUAUCCUAGCAACCUGUAUAACUAUCCUUCUGUUUUUGAGGUGUUCAUUGCUCUUCUCCCCGCCUCAUUCAUUGGUCCAAGUUUGUGCAUGUUUUUAAUGAGCCUGUUAGUUAAGAUAGUGAAUGAAACAAAAUGACCCCAGCUCUAUCACAUAUGCACAAAUCAAGUAAUUGAGAUCACUAGGGAAGCUGACAGUAUUUUAUUCCUGAAAAUAGGUCUCUAUAUUCUGCUCUGUUUUACUGAGGAGAUGCUGAGCCUAUUAAAUGUUUUUCCCCUAUAACUAUUAUAUUAAGUGUGAUUGCUGAUAUUUUAAAAGUUGCUUUUCUGUGAUCUCGCUCAUUUCUUCUGAAUUCUUUUUCAUCUACAUUUUUCCAUCAGCUUUUUAAAAACACCAGAAAGAAAGAUUGCUUGCUUUUUGGUACCAGAAAUCCAAUUUCUACAGAAAAGAUCAAAGCAAAUGAAAGGAAACUCUUCCCAGCCAUGUAAUAUAGUAGAGUAGCUGAGCUGCAUUGUUACAUGCUUCUGUUACGUCCUUUCGUGUCUGUUAUGUAAAGUAUUUGUAUUGAGCUAUGAUGCUGUGCAUUAUAUUGAUAUGAAUUGUCAGGAAAACAAUUAUUUACUACCAGUGGUCUGUGCCAUUUUUAAGAAAGCUUAUUGGAAUGGAGGGAGAAUUGUAACUUCUAAUUGGACUCCCCCCAGGAAAUGCAGGGAAAAACGUUGUUCUGUGUCAGCUGUGGGAUGUGGAUGGUCUGUAGCAGGGUUAUUCAGGAGCUCUGUUCACUGACCAUAGCCCCUGUCUUUGAAACUGUUCUGCCAGAGUAUGUUACAUUAUAUUCUCCAUCUGGAGCAGUUUGGAGGAUGAAUAUUCAGCUGGCUAAAUACUGACUUUAGCUAGCACUGAUCUUUACUGGAACAUAAAGCACAAGACUGUUGAUUAUAUUUCUGAGUCACAGCCCUCCAGCAGUUUCCCAUGUGCUUCAUGGAAAUGCUCAAGUGCCCUGGUAUCUGCUGGCAGAUCUCCUCAGGGCAAUUUACACCUGGGCAAAAAGUCCCAAGACAAGGUGAUGUUUUAAAAUACACACAGGAUGUUUUCUGACUUUAUGCAGGUCAGAUAUUUCAUCUGUGAACAGUGCAUUGAUUCUUGUUUAAUGUUUUUAGCACACUUUUCUAUUUGUCAUUAGAAAUCAAAAUUAUCUGUUGAAGGCUGUGAUUAAACUGGUGUUAGGUACUCAUUCCACUAAGUAUGGAGAUCCAGAGUAAGAAUUAUUCCUCUCUUUAAAUCCAAACUGAUCAUGGGUGUCAGUGAGAAGAACAUAUUUCACUGUCUUGGAGGCUAAACUUCUCUUUUAAAAACCAAGAAAAUCUGUGGCACAUUAUUCAUAUCCUAUUCAGAUGUUGAAUGAAGAAAUCCGUAGAUUUUUUCAUAAUUUAUCCUAAAGUUAAUAGCUAUAAAAGCACAGGCAACACUGGUUGAGUUCUUUGUAUAUUUUUAAAUGAGAGAUGCUAAAGAGGCAAAGCCAUUAUUUUAUAUAUGCUGAUUCUUUUUAGAUUAUGUCCUGUGACUUACGUGUAAUUGUUUCAUUAUAGUUUCAAAACUAGACGGCCAUUUCAUAUGUAUAAUACAGUACAUAUUUUUAUUAAUCAUGCUUUUAUUAUGAGGGGUUGUUUGUUGUGUGUAUGUAUUUUUAUAUAGAGCACUUGAUAUAUUUGCAUAUUUAUUUAACAGAUUAAUCAGAAUUAAAGAAAUGCCAUCUCUAAAUUGUAACUAGAAAUAGUAUUGCUAAAAACACAUCGGACUUUAAAAUAAGCUUCCAAAAUAAACCUGAUUCCACACUGAAGAUGAAACAUAAGUCCAGCUGUUAGUGGGAGAGAAGUCUUCAGCUGGAUAGUCAUGUUGAGUGCUGUGAUCAUUUUUUCUGCUUGCAAUUUCCAAGCCAGGCUGAGGUGGAUGCUGUGUGACCUUGUCUGCUCUGCUGGCCUCCCAUAGGCUCCAUAGAUGCUCUGGGAGUUGUGAUGAGCUCAGCUUCACCCCAGAAGCAGACACAGCUACAACUUGGACAACUCAGUAAGAUCUUGACAACCAUUCCUGGCUCACUGAACCAACACUUGAAGAGUGCAGCACCCAGCAAGAUCCAGCCCUUCCUUCUGGGUGCUGACAGACAAAUCAGCUGUGACUGACACAUCUCACUGUCUCUUGGUCCGUCCUUGCUUUGUGCCUAAGAAGAAUGAGGAUCUCUCCUAAAAAUGCUAAGGAGCCUGCGAUCAGCUUCUGUUAUUCCUUUGUCUAAAAAGUUUCAAAUAAAUGUGAUCCAGACCAGUGGAAUACUGUCCUAAAGCAGCAAGCAUAUUUAAAAGAGUCUCUGUGUUUUAUGGGAAUGUAAUAUUUUCAUGAAGCAAUGCAGGCUGAUUGUUUUAUCUGUAUUUUCUUGAAGUUCUGAAAAGGAAUAUAUUAUUAAAGCAGAGAAAG